Molecule: messenger RNA, 1396 nt
Organism: Pezoporus occidentalis (night parrot)
Lineage: Eukaryota; Metazoa; Chordata; Aves; Psittaciformes; Psittacidae
Gene: EIF3M
Product: eukaryotic translation initiation factor 3 subunit M
Exons: 11
Coding region: 109-1233 (374 amino acids)
Biological process (GO): cytoplasmic translational initiation
Cellular component (GO): cytoplasm; eukaryotic translation initiation factor 3 complex
Molecular function (GO): translation initiation factor activity
Source: RefSeq, a predicted model, not a curated record
AGAGGAGGAAGAGGGGAAGCGGAAGUGACCGGCGCGCGGUACCGGAAGUGGGGGUGCCUUUCCGGUGCGGGCGGCGUGCUCAGGCCGGCAGCGGCAGCCUCUGCAGCCAUGAGUGUCCCGGCCUUCAUCGACAUCACGGAGGAGGAUCAGGCUGCAGAACUUCGAGCUUACUUGAAAUCCAAAGGAGCAGAAAUCUCUGAAGAAAACGCUGAAGGUGGACUUCAUGUGGACUUGGCACAGAUCAUUGAAUUUUGUGAUGUGUGCCUGAAAGAAGAUGACAAAGAUGUUGAGAGUGUGAUGAACAGUGUAGUCUCUUUGCUGCUUAUCCUGGAACCUGACAAACAAGAAGCACUGAUUGAAAACCUGUGUGAGAAGUUAGUAAAAUUUCGGGAAGGAGAGCGCCCAUCUCUUAGAUUGCAGCUGCUGAGCAAUCUCUUCCAUGGUAUGGAUAAGAACACUCCUGUGAGAUACACCGUGUACUGCAGCCUUCUUAAAGUAGCCUCGUCAUGUGGUGCCAUCCAGUACAUUCCAACUGAACUAGAUCAGGUCCGAAAAUGGAUUUCUGACUGGAACCUUGGCACCGAGAAAAAGCAUACUCUCCUGAGACUGCUGUAUGAUGUCCUGGUAGACUGCAAAAAAAGUGACACCGCAGCAAAAGUAAUGGUGGAACUACUAGGAAGUUACACAGAGGACAAUGCUUCCCAGGCUAGAGUUGAUGCUCACAGAUGUAUUGUACGAGCACUGAAGGAUCCAAAUACCUUUCUCUUUGAUCAUCUUCUUGCCUUAAAACCUGUGAAAUUUUUGGAAGGAGAACUUAUUCAUGAUCUUUUGACCAUUUUUGUAAGUGCUAAACUAGCAUCCUAUGUCAAGUUUUAUCAGAACAACAAAGACUUCAUUGACUCCCUUGGCUUGUUGCACGAACACAAUAUGGCAAAAAUGAGGCUACUUACUUUCAUGGGAAUGGCUGUAGAGAAUAAAGAAAUAUCAUUUGACACAAUGCAACAGGAACUGCAGAUUGGAGCUGAUGAUGUAGAGGCAUUUGUUAUUGAUGCUGUAAAGACAAAGAUGGUAUACUGCAAAAUAGAUCAGACACAGAGGAAAGUAGUUGUCAGUCACAGCACACAUCGGACCUUUGGAAAGCAGCAGUGGCAGCAAUUGUAUGACACUCUAAACACCUGGAAACAAAACUUGAAUCAAGUGAAAAACAGUCUCCUCAGUCUCUCAGACACCUAAAACUUUUUUUUUUUUUUUUACCUAGUAAUGUCACUAUAGGUGAAAUUUAUUCAAAACUUUGAUAAUUUGUGAAUGUUUCCAAAAUUUCUGCAAUUGGUUUAAGGAAGCUAAAUAUUCUAAAUUGCAACAGGACAAAAGGCAAUAAAACAAACAUGGGAAAAUA